UCUGCUGGCCUUCGAGAUGGGCUCGACUCUUUUAGCCUUGAUUUGAUUUUUCUUCAAUUUGUCCCUCCGCAUAUCAACUUUUUACACAGAAAAGCCAGUCCGAGAUGACAUUUGGAGGUGAAUUGGCAGACGAGGUCAGCCAGGUGAAUUCAGAACUGGUUCCUGUGCGAGCUGACCGGCUCGCAGCUUUCAGCUCCUGUGCAGUACAGUAAAGCUACACACUCGCUCAGAGGAUUGCAAUGAAACCGGCUCAGGAGCGCAACCAGGAGUGCCUGCCUCCGAAGAAGAGGGACCUCCUAGUCAGUAACAGCAGCGGAGCUGGAGGGACCGGAGGAGUCGUGGCUGCAGGAGGAGGAGGAGGAGGAGGAGGUGGAGGAGGAGGUGGAGGAGGCAGUGGGGCUGGCAGUAGUGCUGCUGGUGCUGGUGGUGGUGGUGGUGUUGGAGAAGAUGAAGUGGUUUCCAUCCAGAACUCUGCAGCCAACAGUGAAGCUCCGGGAGGAGCCCCAUCUGGAGAGUGGCUGCGCUCUCAGCCAGGCCUUCAUUACGGAGUCGAGAAUUCUGACGGCAUCCCGGCGGUGCCAGUCGACCAGUACAGUAUGCUCUACAAAGUGGCUCUUCCAUCUGUUACGUACUCUCCCACCAGUCUCCACCCGGUGUUGAGCCACAUCUCUCCAGCCUACACGGUCCACUCUCCUCUCCUGCAGCACCCGGGGCUCCAGUACCCUCCCCUGGGGUACGCCCAGAUCCCUCAUUCCUCCCUUCAGUUUGUCAGUUCUCCGUAUGCAGCGGUACCGUACGCUCUGCCCCCUGGCUUCGUCCCGGGAUCAUUAAUCUCUCCCUCAGGCACCAUCCCCCAGUCCCACGCUGUGUCCCACCUCGUCCCCUACCCGUCAGUCAUCCAGGAAGGUGUGGUGUCCCCGCCCCCCCAGGCCCAGGUAGCUGCUCACACCUUUGCCAAAGUUGCCGUUUCCAGCGGCGUCCCGCUGAUGCUGCCGUCAGAGCAGGCCGCCCCGCAGCACCUGGGUGCCGUAGGAGUCCUGCAGCCUGCGGCGGAGCUCAGCUCUCGAGGUCUGCCGGUCUUCUAUCACCCUCAGGGGGCCAGGGCCGCCACCAGAGACCCCCACGGGGCCCCGCAGGAGAACGAACCGGAGAUGAACGGAGGCGAUAAAGAGCAGGGAGCGGCUCGGGACGUCGUACUCGACUCGGCCUACACCGCCAGAAAUGCACGUCUGCUGCAGGUAGCGUCCAACUGUGCAGCGCAGGAGUUCAUCCAGGAGAGAGGCCUGCUGAACCGCCGGCUGGAGGGGCGGAGCUCCCCGGGCCAGCGCAGCACGCCAGACAGCGACCUGGAGGUGCAGCAGGUGGUUGGUCGUCUGACUUCCUCCAGCCAGGGUGGAGUGAGGAAAGAGGUCUCCUUCGCCCCGUUGAACCUCUCUCAGGGUGCCCAGAAAGUCAGAGAUGUCCACGCGGAGAGCUCGGGCCGGACCGCCUACACGGCCCAGACCGCCAGUUACAACGACCCCAGAGUGACCGCUCUGCAGCAGCAAACAGGGCAGCCAGGCCACGCUGUCAUGCUCGCUAACGGGCAGCCGGUCCUUAUUCCCCUGGAGUAUCACCUGCAGCACCAUCAGCCCCAACAGCAGCAGCAGCAGCAGCAGCAGCACUACCCAGGACAGGCGAACGACGCCUCCGCCAGCCACGCCUCCACCACCACCGCCUCCCCCAACACAAGCUUUAAAGCCUCUGAUUCUUCAGCCAGAGUGUGCCUCCCUGAGCGGGCGGAGCCCACCACGCUGCAGCAGCCCACUGUCCAGCAGCCUCCAGGAGACGUGGCUCAGGCCUUAGCGUCCAGCCUCGCCGCCUCCUCGGCGCCCUCCAACCCGUCUCACUUCAUGAAGGGAGCCAUCAUCCAGCUGGCUACCGGGGAGCUGAAGCGCGUGGAGGACCUGCAGACUCAGGACUUUGUGCGGAGCGCCGAGGUGAGCGGAGGACUGAAGAUCGACUCCAGCAUGGUGGUGGACAUCCGGGCCAGCCAGCAGAGACCCGGCCUGGUGUCUCUGAACUUCACCGUGGGGGAGCAGCAGAGCAAAGUGACCAUCGACGUCCCCCCGGAGCACCCCUUCUUCGUGUUCGGGCAGGGCUGGUCGUCCUGCAGCCCUGAACGCACCGGCCAGCUGUACGGCCUGGCGUGCCACCACCUGCAGGUGGGAGACGUGUGUGUGUCCAUCACGCUGCAGCAGCAGCUUCAGCCUCAGCAGCAGAAACAACCACAGCACCAUCAUUCACAGCAGCAGCAGCAGCAGCAGAACCAGUCCAGGACUUUGAGCAAAACCAACGCCACAUCAGGACCCGGUCACCAGCUGAUGGGGCCCCCGGCCCCCCAGCAGGCACGGCCGCUGUCUCAUUUACGGCUAGAGCGCAUCCACAGAGAAAGACACAGGGACGGGGACAAGGACGUGCUGGAGAAGGAGGACGGCGCACACUUUGGGGUCGUCGGACACGCGGAGUCGCCCGUCAGACAAAGUCGGACGUCAGCGGAGCAUCCGAGGAGCCAGAGCAGUUAUCACUUGCACACAGAGGGCUCUGGGUUUGCAGGGGCGGGGAUGGGAGCCAUGCAGGCCGCCCUCGGGGCCUCGCAGCGGCGCUGGUCCUCGCCUGGCCUCCAAAGAUACAGUAUGAAGGGAGACGAGGGGCCACGCCCUCAAAUAAGCACCUCCGGCCACACGAGGCCCUCUUUCAUCCCCCAGGAGGUCAAACUGUCCAUCGAGGGGCGCUCUAAUGCAGGGAAGUAGCAUCACAUUUGGUAGCAACUGUAGAAGAGACUGCCACGAGUAAGAAUGAGUCUGACAAGGAGAGAAAGAGGAAAAAAAGAGUGUGAAUGUAGCCUCAGAAUGUUUGAGAUUUUGCACACCUAAAAUAUAGAAACGUACAAGAUCUUUGUCUAUCUGGUGAGAAGUUCUGGUUUGGUUUGGUCGUCACUCAGCCAAAGGAAACGAGCCUGUGGUUCCCCAGCCAGCUGAGGUCUGACAGGGACUUUACAAGCUGAGUAGAAAGUAUGUAGCGGAUGAAAUGCCUACCAUAGUCCUUGCACACUGCAUUUCUCUUCCUCCCUCCCUCCUUUGUCGCCACUUCCUCAUAUAAACCCCACGCUUGGAGGGUGCCGUCGCAUUCACAAUACUCUUGCUUCCUUUUUGACCAAAAGCGUCUCUGGAAGGCCGAGGACUACCGAGAAUGUGUUUGUAGCACAGUGACGCUACCGACUCUGCAGGUUCCGAUGUGUUUAAAAGAUCCCGGCCAGUGAUCUUUUAUCUCCUCCAUUCCUAAGAUCCUGUCUCCUUCAAAAAGCAUUUAACCCAAAAAAUAGAGCGGCGUUUGCUGACAUCAGCGGCUCUGCGGUGAUGUCGGCCCUGUUGACGCUCGCUGUCAGUGUUUGUUACAUUCUGCUUCUCCGGCAGGAGUCUGAAAAAAAAAAAAAAAAAGCUCUGCUGUCAGCACAGACGCUCUCUUUCUCUCCCUUUCUCCUGCUCCUCCAGGAGGUUACCGCUCCGCUCUGCAAAGAACGGCUUCCUCUCUCAGGCCGAGUGUGGCUCGUCCCACUUGUCUUACAAUCGAUUCUAGUGAUAAAUCAAUCAGUGUGUCUGUUCAGCAAUCAGUUUCCACUAAAAAAGAAAAAUAAUGCUCCUGCCCUCUAGUUCACACUGAGGGCCCUAACGUGUGUGAGUGUGAUCGGAAUAAUGCUUUCUUCUCUACGAUAACUAGAGAUAUCUUGCAUUCCAGUAUCAUCAGUGAGAAUAUUUAAUCUUUCCUCAUUAAAGAAUCACCCCCUCCUCCUCCUCCUCCUCUUCACUUUACCUCACAGCUUUCCAGACCACACUGGAGACCUUUAAUGCAAUUUUAAAUGGUGUAAUUAACAGAGGAGGCCUGCAGCCUCACUGUCUGCAGGCCACUUUAGCCUAAAGCUCCAGAAAAGUGGAAGGGCGGCGGAGGAAAAUAAAUCCUGCGUGCGUGCGAGCGAGUCGGUGACGAGGUUUUUCUCUCUCUGUCCGAGUUCCUCUUUGCUCAGUUACCAAAUUAAAGCAAUAGUUGUUUUUACAGCAUGCAGCUGUUUUCUAUCUCUGACCCUCUAUUAUAACCCCCCGACUUCAAAAGCUGAUGCACUAUUUUCAUUUUUAUCGAUUCUUCAGUAUUUCUUACGCAAGCAAUGCAUGACAAAAUUUCUCAAGAAAUCAUUGUAGAUGAAAAACCGCUUUCUGUUUUGAUUUAUUCUCCAUCUCACUGAUGAUAUUUUCUUUGUGCAUCUCCAAGAAAAGGCUUGACUCUAAUUAAGUUGUGAUCAUUAUCAAGUUAUCUUCUGUUUCUGUUUCUGUCUUUUUUGUUUUUACGGUCCUUCGCUUUUGUACAAGGAUAAAGUUUAUCCAGUGGAUCUUAUGAUUGUCUUGUGUUGCACAUAGAAAAUGUCCCUCAAUUGAUUUCACACUGACCUUGUUAAUAGGAAUCACAGUACAGUAGAGGUUUUUUUUUUUUUUAAAUGAAGGGAAUACGUUUGAAGUAUUGUUGUUGGUGUUUUGUGGCGAGAGAGAGAGAGAAAAAAACUGACUUUUAUUUUGAACUCUGUUUACAAAUUAGCCAAGAUGAAUGCUGCAGUUUUACUCCUGACAGAUUUUCAUCCUUGAAAAAAAAAAUAUAUAUCCAAAAGGGUGAAAUAAAUGAGAAUAAGUGCAAUUAGACCACACAUAAAA
Molecule: messenger RNA, 4739 nt
Organism: Centropristis striata (black sea bass)
Lineage: Eukaryota; Metazoa; Chordata; Actinopteri; Perciformes; Serranidae
Gene: atxn1l
Product: ataxin 1-like
Exons: 3
Coding region: 240-2792 (850 amino acids)
Biological process (GO): regulation of DNA-templated transcription; anatomical structure development
Cellular component (GO): nucleus
Molecular function (GO): RNA binding; protein binding
Source: RefSeq, a predicted model, not a curated record